CCGAGGUUACACGAUUGUAUAACGCAAAGAUGGCUGCGCCCGUAUGCUUCAGGUCUUCAAGGAAAAUAUCGCCGUUUGCCCGCUAUUUUUUGCAGGAAAAAAGACUAACCGGGUCUCUUGUCCAAAGGCUUUGUACAGCAACAACAGCAAACAAUUCUAGUCAGAAUUCACACACAUCCAAUAAUGGUAUAAACAAGGAGGCAGAGCAGAAGUCAGAUAGUUCAGUAGCAGAUUUGGAGAAGAAAUUAAAAGAUGAGGGUGACAAGUUUGAGACUGCAAAAAAGAAGUUUGCAGAAGAUUUGAAGGCUUUAGAUGAUAAGUACAAGCGAGCUCUAGCUGAAACUGAAAAUGUACGCACUCGCAUGAGAAAGCAGGUUGAAGACGCAAAGGUGUUUGGUAUUCAGGGUUUCUGUAAAGACCUUCUAGAAGUUGCAGACGUAUUGGACCAGGCCACUCAGAGUGUUCCAAGUGAAGAGCUGAAGAAAAAUGAGCACCUGAACACUCUCUUCAAGGGUCUCAAUAUGACGAACACACAAUUACUAAAGGUGUUCAGUCGGCAUGGACUUACGAAGCUGUCCCCUGAAGUCGGAGAGAAAUUUGACCCCUACGUACACGAGGCCCUGUUUGAGGUUCCAGCUGCAGAGGGUCAGGAUGGGGGAACAGUCGCUGUGUGUCAGAAAACCGGCUUUAAACUGCAUGAAAGGACUCUUAGACCUGCAACUGUUGGUGUGUUUAAAUCUUGAUUCAUCCUAGAUGGGUUGAAUGGUGUUUUGAACCUGUGAGAAAAUUCCAACUAAUUCUCAUUUUAUGGAGUCUUCAAUGUACAUUUUGGUGAACAGUGUUAACUAAUACGCUAAACAAAAACCACUAUAUAGUUCACGAACAAAAACUCCCGGCCACAUUAUCACAUAAGUAAUUAGGUAAUUGCUCAACAGAGUACACCAUUUUUUAAAGUCCUGCUAGUUAUGAAUUGGUACAUUUUUUCUCCUAAAUAUGAUCAAAGAUUUUAUUCAAUAUAACUUAUUUGAUUUUAACUAGAGUAAGUAGAGCUGUUAUGUUGAAAAAUGAGUUGAUUUAAAUGAUUUAAGUAUUUUUGUGAAUAUUGGGAUAUGAUGGACAGGUAUAAUGUUCAAUAGAUAAAAAAGGGAUAUUUUGAAAUGACCAUUUCCAUGAGAUGUAGUUGUAGAUGUAGGUAAAUGUAUAUUAUCAUAUGUACUUCAGUGUGAAACUUUGCAUAUGUUCUAUGAUCAUGAUAAAACAUUUUUAUUUUGGUACAUUGUAUGUACUAUUUAAUAUGAGUUAAGUCUCAUAUGUUCCAAACAAAGAACAAGUUUUAUGAUACAUGUAUUUGGAUCGUUUGAAAUACAGCUUCCUUUAGUUUUAAAUGUGGUUAAAACAUAUCAAUUAAAUCCCAUUAACUGCCAGAAUUUUAGUCGUAAAUCCUUACAAGGUUUAAUUAAAUUUAUUAUUUCUGUUGUUUUCUACCAAGACUCUGCACUAGAGUAAGCUCUUACAACAAGUAUGUUAAUAUUAUUUUUGUUGAAUAAUGGAAAUAAUAGUUCAGUGAUAUUGCUUAAUAUUGUUUUGUAAUGACAUAUUUUGAAGAAAAGCAUGUAAAAGAAAAAUAGUAUUGUUUUCUAUCAUAAUCAUAUGUGCAUAUAACCUUAGUGUUUCAUGAAACAAGAGGGUCAGUACGGUCCUACUACGCUUGUCUGGGCAUUGCACAUGGGAGCAAACACUUAAUGAAUAUUGAAUAGAAAUUAUGGUUGCUAGAUUGUUGUUAAGGACCUAAUUAGCAAGUAUUUGAUGGCAUAUGACCUAAAAUCCGGCUUGAACAAGAUUUGAUGAAUACACAUAGACUUGGUGUCCUAGCUUUUGACUGCACAUGACCCAGUUUCAAAAGUGAAUAAAUAAGAUUUUAUGGAGACAAUUUUCAGACCAAGUUAUAUUGAUUAUCUUUGGCCAAAUAUAUAGGCUCUAAGGCAAGACUAAAGAAGAACUUGUAAAGGUCUAAUGAAAAACAUUUUGUUAAAUAAUUGCUUUAACUGUAAUUCACAUGAGACUUAGAGAAAAGUGGACUGGAAGCUGCCUUGGAGAUGUGGGCUCUCCUCUCAAUCAUAGAAAUUUGUCCAUAGAAAUAAUUUAAAGUCUGAUAUCACAGACAUUAUAUGAUUAUACAGGUUCCAGCAGUUCAGAUGUAUCAUGUAAUGAAAACGGUUUUAAUAAAGUAGUUUAGCAGUAACUUUAAUAAUCUUCAAUCCGUAUAAACUUUUCAAAUGGCACGUCAUUGAUUUUUUAUUUCCUCAACUUUGUCUUAGAAUUCAACCUACAUUUUUAGCCAACAGAAUUGCAGAUAGGUAAUCAUAAAGUACUAGGCAUAAUCACUAUUCAAAGAAUGUCCAUUUCGCGGGUGUUUAAAAGUCUGCCUACUACCAUUCAUCUGAUGCACAUUUCCUGCAUCAGUUUUCUUAGUCAUUUUCGCUCACUCCGCCAAUUCUUUAUCAUUAUUGUUUUACUUCAUGUCAUUUUACUAUUGAGGUUGUAUUCUAAGCCAGUAAGAGGACCUGAAAUAUUCUAAUGAUAAGAAGGGCUCGUUUGCUUCGCCAACUCUUUCCAAUCUUAA
Molecule: messenger RNA, 2623 nt
Organism: Mya arenaria
Lineage: Eukaryota; Metazoa; Mollusca; Bivalvia; Myida; Myidae
Product: grpE protein homolog 1, mitochondrial-like
Exons: 3
Coding region: 30-743 (237 amino acids)
Biological process (GO): protein import into mitochondrial matrix; protein folding
Cellular component (GO): PAM complex, Tim23 associated import motor
Molecular function (GO): protein-folding chaperone binding; adenyl-nucleotide exchange factor activity; protein homodimerization activity
Source: RefSeq, a predicted model, not a curated record